AUGAAGGAUAGAGUCAAGAAAUUUAGAGCAAGAAUACCUGAAAUCCCACUAUCUAAAAUGGCUUCAAAGGAGCCAAGUACUGUAUCUAAAAAGCGAAGACCUUACAUGGCUCCUCUCUCUAAGCUAAAUGAUUCACACAAGUUAAAAAGAAUAAAUUAAGAUUUGAAAUCGUAAUUGAAGAGAAACACUGAUUAAAUAUGGGAAAAUGAAAAGAUUUCGCUAAGAAAUAAAUUCUUUGUCCUUGAUCACACUGCGGAAGUGCUUGAAAAUUAUAGAAGAAUUUAAGAGAAUGAGAUCUUCAAUCAUGUAUUGCAUGAAGAAAGAGAUAAAAAGGCAUUCCUUAGGAGAGAAUCUAGGAAAGCUGAAAAUUUAAUAGAUAAUUAUGACUACAAGUUUGGAGAUUACAAAUACUUGUAAUCUACAGAAAAUAACACUAGCAUUUAUUAGAUUGCAGGUUCAGUUGAUAUCUUUUAUGAGCAGACACAAAUAAAGAAUAAUCAAUCUAAAUUAUCAAAUGGUCUUAAAUAGAUUGAAGCACCAUCAAUUAAUCAAAUGGCAUCAGGAUAAAUGAAUGAAUUUUAAGAUUAUAAGAGUAAAUAAAAAGAGCUGUAGAAUUUUAGAAUAGAAAAAAUGCUAACACCUCGAUCAAAUAAUCCUGACCUUUAAAAGUACUUAGAAGACAAAGCAGCAUAUGAGACUGCCUCUCUUGGUGAAACAUCAGCAGAUGAACUUACUAUAAAAUCUGCUUAAUCAGAGGAAGAUUCAGAUAAGAGAAUUGAUAUCAUUAGAGAAAAUAGUUUGGCAAAUGAAUUUGAUCAUAUUAAAAAUGUAGCCAAUCAAGUUGAAUAAUACGAGUAAAAGGUUGUCGAUGAAUAUAAACAUAUUGAUGUCUAUAGAGCGAAAGGAAAGUCCUACAACAAGAUAAAUUUCAAUGACCUGACGGUGCAUGAGAAUCUAAAUUACAUAAAGUUCAAUUUGAAGACCUCUACUGAGGCUUUUUAACUUUUUGAGUAGAUCAAAGAAAAGUAUGGCAAUCAUCCAGAGAUUCCAGCUGCCAUUGUUUAGAAAUUGGCAAAUAAAAGUAAUAUAAAACGAUAAUAAAUCAAUAAAAAGCUGUUAUCUAAAUGGGAAUAUAAGAGUAUUUUAAGAAGCAUUUCUCAAAACAUUGAACUUUUAGACAAUAAGCAACUAGUUGAUACUAUUUUUUCUAUAGGAAAACUACACAAACGUCAGACACUUAAAGAGAUUGAAACUGAUGUACCUUAAUUCUACUAAUUUUUUAACUAUUUUGUAAGAGACAUGCUUAAAGAAGCGAAAGAUAGAAUAAACGAACUUUAAACUGUUCAAGUGGCGUAUUUAGCUAAAGGAGUUGAAAAUAUGAGAAAAAUAUUAAAUGAUAAUAAUAAAAUCUUAGAGAAGGAAUUAAGAGAAGUAAUCAAAACUUAUUCUGUUUAAAAUGCAGCUAGCUUCGACCCAUAUUCUGUAAGCAAAGUUUUGAGAUAUUUAUACACUUAAAAUGAUGGGGGUGAAACCUCUUUAAAAGUAUAUGAGGCACUUGGUAUGAGAUUCUAUUAAAAUCUUAAAGAAAGAAGAGAGUCAAUGAGAGAAAUGACCUUAGAUGAUCCUCUAAUAGAUAUAGAGAUGAAGGAUAUUUUAGAUCUAAUAAGAGUAUAUUCAGUCUAUGCGAAACCAGAGAAAUAAUUAUUUGUACCUUAGCUAUUUUUAGACGAGAGCUUAGAAAAUCCAGAUAUGGGUGGAUAAAUGUAAUUACAAACCCAAUUAGAUAGUUCUCAAAUAAAAAUAGAGAAUUUAAACUAACUUUCUAAGGCAAUCUUAUCAGAGCUGCCAGAUAUUAUCUAAAAAAAGAGUGAAGAAAUUAACUUCUCAUAAAUAUCUGAUUUAAUGUUCCAUUAUACUUCAGCAGAUAUGAUGCAAAAUAAAAACUUUAUAUACUUCCUCGAGAAGACUGCAGAAGAUUAGCUUAUUCUAAGGGAAAAAUUUAUUACCUUAAACUCUGCUAGAUUAAUAUGGGGCUUCGGUAAAUUCAUGAAUAGACGCCUGUAGCCAAGAUACAAUCAAGAUAUCGGUGCCACUAUUAUCAAUAGAUAUGAACUAACAAAAGUUCCAUCAGUUAGUCAUAAGUUAUAACGAAGAGUAGUAGAUUUAAUUAUUGAGCACAAAAAGGCUAUUACUACUGAUAACUUAGCACUAAGUUUAUAUGCUAAUGCAUCUGUUGGCUUUUAUGAUAGGAUAUUUUUUGCAGAUGCUUUUUAAUAAUUCACACUCAAUGGCUAAGCACCUUCACUCAAGAAUAUCGGUUACUUUGCAUAAUCAAUGGCUUUACUAAGGAAUUAUGAGCAUUUUGAUCAUGCAAUUUUGUGGCUAGAGUAACUCAUAAUAAAUGAACCUUAGAAUUUCUAUGAAAAGAGUGGCUUCAAUAUUGCCUCAGAAUUUUCAUUUGUUUAGACUCUCUAAGCAUUGACAUAUUUGGAUUUGGAUAAAGUUAAGAAUAGUAUGAUAAUCCUGUAAUUCCUCGAUUUUUAUGCAAAGUCUUUGGAGAUUGAAAUGACUGAGACACACAUAAAUUUAGUCCCCAGCACUUUGUGGUCACUUAUGGCCUUGAAUAAACUUGAUUAGAAUUUCAAACUAAUGGAAAAAUGUCUGACUGUUGUUUAAAAUGAGAAAUUAAGCAAUUUAUCUUUUAGUGACUGUGUCCUAAUGAAUCAAGUGUUUAAUGAAUAUAUAAAGCAUAAAGAACUGCCUAUAGAUCCAGAGUAGAGAAGACUUUUCUUACAACUAGGAGUGAGAUAAGAUUAGAUUGAAUAAAAAUCAAAUAUUGAUUACUAUAAAAAGGUAUAUGGAGAUGACAUUGUAUACCAACUUAUCUAAUCAUUUAAGUUUAUGUCUUAUGAUGGAAAUUUCACCGUUGAUUGCUAUAACCCUGUCAGAGGUGGGUAUUAGGCACUAAUUGAUAUUGAUUUCGCUGAUAAAAAAUAUUCUUAUUUGAUGGCUAAUAAAUUUGAUACACUGAGAGACACAAAAAUCCUGAAUACCUACGAAAGAAUUAGAAGGGAAUAAUACAAGAAUUUAUGCAAAAAAGAUGGCAGAGAAUUGAUUAUUAUUGAUUACAAAGUAUUAGGACUGAUGUUUAAGAGUUCUCUAUCAAAAGAAGAAUUCAGAUAGAAAGUAUCUCAAGAACUAAUUAAACCAUAUUAAUGA
This is a messenger RNA of Stylonychia lemnae, 3219 nucleotides long. The record is from the annotation of a GenBank genome assembly. NCBI's taxonomy places the organism in Eukaryota, Ciliophora, Spirotrichea, Sporadotrichida, Oxytrichidae.